AUGGCAAGUAGCAAUAUUGAUUAUCCAUUUAACACAUGGUGUGCAUUUGCAUGGAGUAGUCUAUUAUUAAUAUGGAAAAAUAUUGUCCUAUUAGUCUUACUUGCUUAUUUUCGUAGUAAAAGUAAACGUAUAAAAAUUCCAGAAGAUGCACGAAUAUUUCGAAAAGGUACUCAACCAGUCACAGUAACAACAACAGCUGAAUUACAAGAAGAAGAUUGGUCAACAGCUGGUCGUAUCACACGUGUUUUGGCCAAUGAAGUGGAAUAUGUACCCUAUUUCUUAGUUCUUGCAUUAGCAUUUUGUGUAUUUAUACCAGAUUCAACAACACGUUUAAUUGUCUAUGGUUGCAUAUUUGUAUUUGCACGUUAUUUACAUAAUAUUAGUUACAUAUUAGGAAACACAUACGGUCGAUUAAUUGGAUUUGCGUUAUCAUUCUUAUUACUUGGUGCAAUGACGAUUGAUUUAACACAAUAUUUAACAAAAGCAGUUGUAGAUCGUAUAUGA
This is a messenger RNA of Didymodactylos carnosus, 504 nucleotides long. The record is from the annotation of a GenBank genome assembly. Lineage: Eukaryota; Metazoa; Rotifera; Eurotatoria; Philodinida; Philodinidae.